UAAACAACCAGCUGUCUUUCAGUUUCGAUCUGUGUGGGUGAAACAGCAUGUUCUUGUUUGAUUGGUUCUAUGGUGUUCUUGCAUCUCUAGGCUUAUGGCAGAAGGAGGCCAAGAUCUUGUUCUUGGGUCUCGAUAAUGCCGGCAAAACCACCUUGCUUCAUAUGCUCAAAGACGAGAGAUUAGUUCAGCACCAACCGACUCAGUAUCCGACAUCUGAGGAGUUGAGCAUUGGGAAAAUCAAGUUCAAGGCUUUUGAUUUGGGUGGGCAUCAGAUUGCUCGCAGGGUUUGGAAAGAUUACUACGCCAAGGUGGAUGCUGUUGUUUACCUAGUGGAUUCUUAUGACAAGGAAAGAUUUGCGGAAUCAAAAAAAGAGUUGGAUGCUCUCCUCUCUGAUGAAUCAUUAGCCACUGUUCCAUUCCUUAUUCUAGGAAACAAGAUUGACAUACCGUAUGCGGCCUCAGAAGAAGAGUUGAGAUAUCACCUUGGUCUGAACAACUUCACCACUGGCAAAGGUAAAGUAAACUUGGCAGACUCGAACGUUCGCCCUCUCGAAGUAUUCAUGUGCAGCAUAGUUCGCAAAAUGGGUUAUGGAGAUGGAUUCAAGUGGGUUUCUCAGUACAUCAAAUAGGAAGCACUAGAAAGUAAAGACCAGUCUUCUCACUCUUCAUUGUUUCUUCCAGUUGCACUGAACUAUCAUUGUUGGAGAUACACUAAUGCUUCCUUUAUGUUAUCAUGAAAAAACAAACAAAACAUGCCCGAUCCAUGUUGUGAUGAGCAAAAGCAAUUGACCAUUUGUGCUCUGAUAACAAGAUUCAUCUUCGUUUAUAUUUUUA
Molecule: messenger RNA, 834 nt
Organism: Argentina anserina (silverweed cinquefoil)
Lineage: Eukaryota; Viridiplantae; Streptophyta; Magnoliopsida; Rosales; Rosaceae
Product: GTP-binding protein SAR1A-like
Exons: 3
Coding region: 48-629 (193 amino acids)
Biological process (GO): intracellular protein transport; endoplasmic reticulum to Golgi vesicle-mediated transport; vesicle organization
Cellular component (GO): endoplasmic reticulum exit site; COPII vesicle coat
Molecular function (GO): GTPase activity; GTP binding
Source: RefSeq, a predicted model, not a curated record